AUUGACGAGCUCAAAGCCUGCAGUGAAAAGUGCAGGAAAAGAAUUGAAGAAAGUACAAAGAAAUGGCAAGAACUGUUCAAGAAAUUUUUUGAGGAGGGAGUUACUGAGAAGUUCAAAGCCGUUUGUUUAAAGGAAGAAUUAAUGGCAGAGGGUGGAAAGGAGAAAAGGACUGGAGCAGAUGAAGCAGGAAACAGGCGAAGACCAGGACGUCCGCCAGGACCGCCACUGUCCGAGGAAGAAGAGAAGAAAAAGAGGGAGGAGAAAAAUAGAAAAAUAGAAAGGAUGAAGACAUAUGAUGUGAGUAUGUUUGUAUGGAAUAUGUGGUUGGUGUUUGGCUAUGGUGCUGGUUUGAGUGGAAUCUCCAUACUCACACCACCCUGGAGUUUCGAACUUCUCCCCGUUUCUUCUUCAUAUGGUUUUCAAGUCUUUUUGGUUUUUCUAUCUCAUUUCACGGAUGUGGAUUGGCACUAUGGAGCCGUAAUUCCUCCAUAAUUAAUGUCCUAUAUGUCCACUCUGCUUUAAAAUUACAAGCCAAGUGUAGGACGAGGUAGUAAUGUACAAGCUUAAAGGAAGUUCCCAUGACUGGAUGAUGAGCUCUUGAGCUUAGAGCUGAGCUUCCACUGUCCCUCUUACUUGCCGCAAACUUUUUCUCCAGAAACUGCUCUAUGUUUUGUUACGGCCGUGGUGUUUUUGUAUGUUGGUUUGAGAUUUUCUAUAGGUUCUACUGUUUAGUAUCUGUUUAUUUGUGUUGUAAUAAUGGAUGGGUUUAUUUAUCUAUAGUAUAAGAGUUUAUAUGCAGGAAAAAAUGAUGUAAUAUUAAUUAUGUAAUAAGCUAUGUUGUUCUGAAUGACUGAUGUUUACUCGAAUUAUAUUCCUAAAAAAUCCUCAUGUAUUCUGUUUUAAUUGUAACUGCAGUUUCCAUUCAAGGAAUAUGAGGCCUUUUGUGAGGAGCCCGAAAUUGCUGACAUGUUAAAGCCUUCAGGGAAAGGGAAAAACAAGAGCUCAAGGAAGAACCAAAGCAGCUUGAAGAAGAUUUGAUGGUGCGAUUGUCUGUGCCUUACUUCCUUCCGAGUUCUAACCAUGCACCUUUUCGUUUUGGGUUUUAAUAUAAAAGUCCCCUGUUU
This is a messenger RNA of Rubroshorea leprosula, 1124 nucleotides long. Lineage: Eukaryota; Viridiplantae; Streptophyta; Magnoliopsida; Malvales; Dipterocarpaceae. The record is from the annotation of a GenBank genome assembly.